This is a messenger RNA of Pomacea canaliculata, 3821 nucleotides long. Its product is annotated as eukaryotic translation initiation factor 4E-binding protein 1-like. NCBI's taxonomy places the organism in Eukaryota, Metazoa, Mollusca, Gastropoda, Architaenioglossa, Ampullariidae. Gene Ontology annotation, cellular component: cytoplasm. The transcript is spliced from 3 exons. The record is from RefSeq and is a predicted model, not a curated record. Gene Ontology annotation, molecular function: eukaryotic initiation factor 4E binding. Gene Ontology annotation, biological process: negative regulation of translational initiation. Bases 142 to 501 code for a protein of 119 amino acids.
CCUGAAAUGGCAUGACUAGUCCUAGUUGGUGUGUUUAUGUAUGUGGAGUGUAAGUGGUUGUGUGUGAAAACGUGGUUUCAAGUUAGCUUUAAAGGUGAUAUUGAGGUGUGAUAAUUGUACAUUCGAUAUUUUGUUUUCAUCAUGUCGAAACCCGAGUCUGAAAAAAAGCUUAUCACUGGCAAAGAUAUUCCAACAAGACGAAUGGUACUGAAUGAUAUUUCGCAACUACCAACAGAUUAUUCUUCAACUCCCGGAGGAACAUUUUUCUCCACAACCCCAGGAGGUACUCGUAUUGUUUAUGAGCGAGCAUUCUUAAUGCAAUGUCGCAAUUCUCCACUUGCAAAGAGCCCCCCUGCCAAUAUGUUACGUAUUCCUGGUGUGACAAGCCCAGUACUCUCAGAGCUGGUGCGGGAAAAUGGUGAUGCCAUACACAUUCAUGAAGAGCGUGAUAAAGAUGAGAAAGUGUCUGCAGAAGAUGCACAGUUCCAGAUGGACAUUUGACCUUUCUGGACUCCCAAGACUUUGGUGUGGUGGUAGCCAGUCACUUGUUGGAACUGCUGUGUUUAAUGGCUCAAGGUUUUAUUGUGUGAAUUAUUUUGCCAUAUAUCUCAGGAUGUUCAAAGCAAUGACAGCACAGAGAUCAGUAACAGUGGAUUUUGUUUUGCAGUUGUCAGAUCCAUGCAAAUUGGUUAAUAAUACUGAUCUGUGGCUGACUUCUGCUGCUGUUUGUGCUCUGUGACCUCCAGUGAAAUUGAAGUAACUGACAGUGAUACUGAUAAUCUUAGACUAUUUAGUAAAGAGUAUUUGUAUUUCCAUGUACAUAUGCUGAACAGUCUUAUAGAUUGGCCUCCACAGUUGCAUUGCACACUGUUUUAAACUAGCUGUAACACUUGUCUGUGGACUACACACCAAAGAACGAUGUUAGCAGUGGUGGCAGUUUUUCUUUUUAAAACUAUUUAGUGCCAACAUUUUUAGUUGUGGUCUUUGGCUUUUGAAUAUUUUAUCAUUGAAAUUAUUAAAAAGGAAUGUUUAACUCAUGAAGGGAGAUUAAAUAAACAUUGGUGAUGGUUAUUUUUUUCCGAACUGUAUUUGUUUUUGCUAAUUUCUCAGCAGAUUGAUUAAAACUUCACUACUGGCAUUGCUCAAAUUGUGCUCCUGAGUGCCUGUUUUCUUUUAUGAUUUUUACGGUGCUAAAACCUUGAUGAAAUUGUUUUAUUAAGCAACUUUUAGAAAGCAGUUUCAUAAAAAUGCAAGCAGCAGCUGUUAUGCCUAUAUGUACAAAUAGGUUUAAAUUUAUUUUUUUUUAAUUUGAGGUUUAGCAGAUGAGUUUUGAAUCCUUGAAUAAGUUGAAGAAAUCCCUGUUGAUGGAUAAUUUUUUUGUUUGUGGCUGCAGAUGGAGAUGUUGCAGAUUGGGUUCUUGUAACAGUAAUGUGUCUGGUGUCUGUAAACAAACUAUUGUGUUGCUGAUGGGAGGGUGAUGAGCAUUCAGAAAAAGUCAUUGUCCAGAAGUUUAAUGAAGUAUACAAAUUUAUAAUCUGAUCAGUCAAAAGUCUUGUUUUCUGUUGUGAAAUGUCCAUACAUUGGUACUCAGACGUCUGUUGACUGUUAAGGUCCAGAUUGAGACUAUGGUUUCCAUGCAGCCUCUGGUCACUCCACAAUAGCAGUCAAAAUUAUGCUAUAGAUAGUCUGGGUCCACAGAGUUAAAACAGCUGCUGCCAUUGGACAACUGUGAUGUUUGUAGGGAUUUUUUUUUUAAAAAGUUAAUGGCAACUUUUAUUGCCAUUCUUCAUCUCUGUCCUUAGUGCUGAGAAGGGGAAACUGCAUAAUGUAAAAUAUUAAAAUGCAUUCGGUAUGAAGAUGGCAUGGGAAGAAAAUUGUUGCAAGACUGCACCUCCUUUCAAGGAGGGCUGGAAGUACCUGUUGCAAAUAUGACAGUUGCUUGUCACAUAGCAAAAGGGCAAGUUUACAAUCUGUACUUGCCAUAGCAUUUGUCAUAUUUGCAAUAGGUACUUGCAUUUAGCACUGAGUCUGGUAAUUUUGAAAUGUUACAUUUAACAUUUUAAAGAAACUCUUGUAACAUUGUAAUGAAAUAUAGUUCACAUGGGAGCUGUUUUAUGCCACUUGAUUAAGAGCUUUGAAGUGCAUGGGGGGGAAGUCUAGAGGACUUAAGUGUGCUUAGACUUUUAUGUCGUUUUUCACUUGAGAGGGUGGGGAUAGAUGGGUGGAGUUCUCAGUUAUGCUUUCAUUUUAAGGUCUUGGUGAUUCAACGUGAAAGAUCCAAAAUAUUAACUAACAUGCCUAUGCAAAUUGGUUAAGUGAUUUUUGUGGGCAAACACUUGUUUAUAAAGUGGCGUUUGUCAUUUUGUUCAUGGGAGUGGCCACGAGGAAAGUAUAAAUAUGAAAAAAGUAUUUUGAUAGAUGGGAAUAAAUAUUAUUGUGCAAUUCAUGUUUUUGUUGCUACACAAGUGUGUACAUUAUGGUGUUCUUAACAACCCAUAGCCAAUAUGCAUUUUCCUUAGCCAAUGCUAUUUACAACACUUCCGUGGGAGCGAAGCUUUCAUUGGUAGAUGUUGCGUGAUAAUCAAACAGCUUGUUUCUAUUUAGCAUUCUUUUCUAUGGUGCAUUUUAUUACACGUUUUCCUUGUCCUCCCCUCCCUCCUUUUUUGUGGUAAUCACAAGUCUGUGUUUAGCACAAAACGUAAAUCCUAAAGUGUAAAACAGACCAAGACUUUUUUUUUUUGUAUUGCAUUUGCAAACUAAAGUUCUUAAAGUGUCCAAGCAUAAUACGGUUUCAUCCAAUUUGUUGUCUCCUCUUGAUAAUUAAGUUACCAAGAAGUGCAAUCAAGUGUUAAGAGAUGAAAAACAUUUUUUUUUUGGAAAAAUUGAAGUCAGUAGCUAUCUUUUUUUUCCCCAAAACUUUUCAGGUUACUGUAAAUUAGACUGUUGAGUAUAGAAUGAACUCAUUGUUAAAGUCCCUAAAUAAAACUUUUGUGUGAACAAUUCUAAAUCUUGCUAUGAAAAUGAAUUUUUAUGCAGAAUAAUAUAUUACAAGGUCAUUUUUUUUUUAGAUUUCGAACAGUGCCAUAUCUAGAAAAUGUGACACCUAUAGGCCAAAGCAGCUUUUCAUAGGUCACAGGAGAAGAACAAGACCUGUUGACCUACCAUUGUUAAGUUUAAACCAAAAGCAUCCAGAAUCUGUUGCAGCUUGCAGCAAUGAUGCAACACCACCUGCUGAUCUACUUUUCAAUCUGCCCUAAAUGUUUUUUAAAAAGGUUACUUUUUUUUAAAGCUAUACCUGAGGGACAUUUUUAACUGAGCAUUUAUGAGAAAUGAAAGCUGCUGGCUUUUUUUUUUUUUUUUUUAAUGGCAGUGGGGGUUUCUUGAUAUGACUUGUGUUCUUAUUCAGCUCUGGCUUUUGUAAAUCAUUGUUUAUGGCAACCAACAUAUUUUUCUACAGGGUUAAUUCUGUAGCAGAAUGUGAAUAGCUAGAAAUGUUACAUUUAUCCCUUCUUUGCAAUAAUUGUAAACUAUGGAUGGGCAUUAACAGUAAAAGACUUAUAUAUCCAUGUUUAACAUGAAUCUAUGUAGAGGUAUUAGUUCUAUUCAGGCUAUGCAUCUUUGUCGUGUCAAGUUAAUUUUUUUGUGACAUGGUUAGCCACUGAAGUAUGUUAAGAAUAUGACACAUGCAUUCACUCAGAAUGGAAGGGAGGGGGGAGAGAAAAAAGAUAUUUUAAUUUCCAACCAAUCAAGCUUAUACCAGUGAAAUCAUGUGACAAUUUUCUGUUUAUCUUGAAAUAAAUUGAGUGCUUUUUUAAAAAAAA